AUGGAUUAUGUCAGUGUCACUCACAUUGUUGUGGAACAUGUCACCAUAUGUUGCAGUUAUCAGCUGGAGUAUCACAAAGAGCAGGAAUAUUCAGAAGAACAAUCAUCAUUGGUGAACAAAGCCUACAGAACGCUGCAGAAACCUCUAAGUCGGGCCGUCUACGUGCUGGAGCUGCGAGGGGUUUUGCUGGAGGAAGGUACAGAUGCCACCGCGGACCCCAUGUUUCUCCUUGAGGUCAUGGAGAUCAACGAGAGCCUCGCAGAGACGUGGAGCCAAGACGAGGUCAGCGCUAUCGGGCAGUCUGUGCGAGAGAAACUGAAAGACUUGACUGAACGGAUGAACUCAUCCCUGAACAAAGGGGAUCUGCUGACCGCCAAAGAGCUCCUGGCCCAAAUGAAGUACUUCACAAAUAUAGAGGAGACGGUAAAAGACAGAAUUGCUGAGGGACAAUUGUAA
This is a messenger RNA of Carassius carassius (crucian carp), 456 nucleotides long. RefSeq names its product iron-sulfur cluster co-chaperone protein HscB-like. NCBI's taxonomy places the organism in Eukaryota, Metazoa, Chordata, Actinopteri, Cypriniformes, Cyprinidae. The record is from RefSeq and is a predicted model, not a curated record. Gene Ontology annotation, biological process: [2Fe-2S] cluster assembly; protein complex oligomerization. Gene Ontology annotation, molecular function: protein-folding chaperone binding; ATPase activator activity. The coding region runs from base 1 to 456 and encodes 151 amino acids. Gene Ontology annotation, cellular component: mitochondrion. The transcript has 5 exons.